Molecule: messenger RNA, 504 nt
Organism: Heterostelium album PN500
Lineage: Eukaryota; Evosea; Eumycetozoa; Acytosteliales; Acytosteliaceae
Product: saposin domain-containing protein
Exons: 4
Coding region: 1-504 (167 amino acids)
Source: RefSeq, a predicted model, not a curated record
AUGAAUAAAUUCUUAAUUAUUACUUUAUUAUCUGUUCUUGCUUUGACCUAUGUAAAUUCAGUAUCGAUUCAGAUCUCUGGAUUAGCAAAGGAAUCUACCAACGCUACAGUAGAGUGCGAACUUUGCGCCUUGACAGUCAAUGCAACCGAAUAUCUCAUUAAGCAUGAAAACUACACUCAAAAACAAGUUGAAGCUGAAUUGAAAAAGAUUUGCACUGUUGUACCAUCAAAUAUGACUAAAGAAUGUGAUUUGUUUAUGUUAAUUGCUGCUCCAGUUAUCACAACUUUUAUUACUAAUAACAAUACAGAGGGUCUUUUCGAUGGUGAGAGCGGUACUGAAUUGUGUGCAAAGUAUCACAUGUGCCCAAAGUCUGAGGAAUACAAGAGUUUGAUAGGUUAUCAAGUGACACCGAUGGAAUUAUGUUGUUUGGCAAGUAGAAUGUUAUGUUUCGUUUUAGUUUACUCUGUGGCUGAAUCUGAUACUCUGUCGCAUUCUUAUAUUUGA